Molecule: messenger RNA, 1625 nt
Organism: Lytechinus pictus (painted urchin)
Lineage: Eukaryota; Metazoa; Echinodermata; Echinoidea; Temnopleuroida; Toxopneustidae
Product: ZP domain-containing protein-like
Exons: 5
Coding region: 42-1130 (362 amino acids)
Cellular component (GO): cell surface
Source: RefSeq, a predicted model, not a curated record
UGGACACUAAAGGAAUCUUCCUAACAUGCACAGACACUGAGAUGAUUGUUGAGAUCCCCAAAUCACUCCUGACUGGUGACAUGUCGGGUGAGAACGUUCGUUUCGAGAACGAAAUAGACCCUUAUAAUACCUACUGCAUGGGAGAAGACACAUCUAACCGUGCCAAUGAGACAAUCAUCAAACUCACUACAAACCUAACCGCGUGCGGAACAAACAUGACCGAAAGUGACGACGAGGAGACAUACACCAACCGUGUUAUCAGCCGUUACCUAGAUGAUGAUGUCAUCAGUCGUCAUUACGCCAUUUAUAUCCCUCUAUCAUGCUCGUACAAUAGGAAUAAACGUGUUGGGGAAGUCCACUACCAACUCACUGACUACACCAUCAACAAGAGACUUGAUGAGGAGGGUGACUACACCUUCUUAUUCGAUAUCUACACGGAUUACACCUAUAAGGAGGCUGUAAAACCCUACCCUUUCGUCAUUGGCCUCAAUGAAAAACUGUACUUCGCUGCAUCUGUGCUGUCUUUGGACAAUACCCUCGACCUUUCCAUCCGUUCCUGCAUAGCCACACCAACUUCGGAUUACGACUCUGACGACAAUUUCGAGUUUAUUGGCAAUGCCUGCUCACUUGACGGCGAUGACACCAACAUCACCUAUCUUACAAACUAUAGCAUAGGAGUGGAGAUGAACACUUUCAGGUUCAUCAAGAGGGAAGAUAUGGUUUAUAUCCACUGUGAUCUCCUGGUAUGCGAUGCCGGAAAAACUAAAUCCCUUUGCAAGGAAAGAUGUAACACCUCGACAUCAAUGAUCACAGGGAGGAGUAGGCGUGACGUCAGCAGUGGAUUAAAGACCAAGCGAUUUACCCGAGGACCUAUUCGAGUACGACGCGCUGCACAGUCACAGGAAAGCAUUUCCCGAAUUGACAUUAGCCAGAGUGGAGUUUCAACACAACAGGAAGUUACCAACGCUUUCAACCCAUGGGUGGUUGCUAUGGCUGCUAUGGCAACCGUUGUCAUGGCAAUGGCCGCCAUGAUGGUAGUAGUCCUCCGCAAAGUCAGCAAUAUCUCUGCAGCACCAAAGCGGGGUCAGUACAAAGAAGAAUCAGCUAGACUUCUUGAUGAGAGCGAAUAAAUAUAAUUCCAGUGAUCCGGUACAUCCUUAGGAUAUUGCAUUGCAGACCUUUUAAGGGGAGGAAGUUGAAACAUAAACAUUCAUCACGUUAUUGGAUACAAAAGAAUAACCUGGCAAAUAUCAAAAGCAUCAGCGUCGUUUACUCUGUUUUAUUUGGUUCCCAUUCCGUCAAUACAUUAAAAAAAAAUCAAAGAUAAAUUCAUACUCUUCACUCAAUGUGGAUUGUAAUAGGUUAGGUGUUUUUUUUUUUCAUUAUAUGGUAUAUUCCACAGAGAAUUGGCUGCAUAUAGGAUAAUGUAUCUAACAGUAAAAUGAAAACUACAUGUAAUUUUCCUAAUGAGAUCUUUACAACUAAAGAGAAAUCGCUUGACAAGAUAGAAGGGAACUAAUUGUGCUCCGAAUUUAAUUAUCUUUUGUCUUGAAAAAUCAUUCAAAUAUAGAAUAAUUUCUUAACAUUUGAACAUUACUAAGAUAAGCAAAUAAACGAAGACUUUC